AUGGCCGGCAUUACAGAGCAGUUAAUUGAAAAGCUUAACGCUAUCGAGGUAAAUAUUUUUGAGGAGCAGGAUGCCACGCGUCAGCAGCUGGCUCUGGCGGCCCGCAAACUGUUCCACAAACUGGAAACAAAAGAAGAGAAGACCAUGCGCCUCGCUAUAGAGGAACCAAUCAUGUUCUCUGUCCUUCAAUCUCUCAUCGACAUUGGUCUGUUUGAGAGCUGGACAGCUGCUGGCGGUGGUGAAAAGGAUGUCAACGAAUUGGCCAAGCUCAGCAAAAAGGAUAUGGAACCGGAGCUGCUAUGUCAUCAACUACGACUAAUGGCCGCAAACCAUAUCAUCGAAGAAACAGCAAACGACCGCUAUCUGCCUACGCCUUAUUCCCUUGCCAUUGGAGACAAGAGCACUUCAAUUGGCAACGGUCUUCGCAUCAGAACCGAUCACGUCGCACCAUGUGCUAUGCAUUGGCCCGAAUUCUUGGCUAAGACAAAUUUCCGUAAGCCCCGGGAUGACAAGGCCAGUUGCUACAUCGACACCUUCCCAGAAAAGAAAAGCUUUUUUGAGCGUUGUAGUGCAAACCCUGUACACCAGGAAAGCUUCUCCUCUUUCAUGGAUGUGUGGGCCAAAGGAAAGAGAGCCUGGCCGCAGUUCUAUGACACCCAAGCACUGCUUGACGGCGCCGAUCUGAGCAAUGGUAAUCCUUUUGUUGUAGAUGUUGGAGGACAUCACGGCAUAGAUCUCAUGCGUGUGGCGGAGAAGCACCCAGAUCUGCCUGCCGGUUCUCUUGUGCUGGAAGACCUACCAGAGGUUGUUGGACCUGUCAAGCUUACCACAGACAAGAUCAGAACUGUCGCCCACGACCUCUUCGAAGAAGGCGCCGAGCAGCCCAUCAAAGAAGCCAGAGCUUAUUUCAUGCACGCCGUCUUGCAUGACUGGUCGGACGAAACAUCCGUGAAAAUCCUGAAGCAGAUUGCUGCUGUCAUGAAGCCCGGUUACUCUAAAGUGCUUAUCAAUGACAUUGUCAUUCCAUCCACGGGCGCUAGUUGCUACCAAGCAGCCAUGGACUGCCUUGUUCUACAGGCUUCAGCUAAUGAAAGAACCGAGGCUGUGUGGAGCAAGGUCAUCAAGGAUGCUGGUCUUAAGCUUGUAAAGUACUACCCUGACGGUCGUGGGUAUGAGAGUGUGAUUGAGGCCGAAUUGCCAUGA
Messenger RNA from Penicillium soppii, 1203 nucleotides. It is a transcript of the gene fmaD, whose product is annotated as putative O-methyltransferase. NCBI's taxonomy places the organism in Eukaryota, Fungi, Ascomycota, Eurotiomycetes, Eurotiales, Aspergillaceae. The coding region runs from base 1 to 1203 and encodes 400 amino acids. The transcript has 4 exons. The record is from RefSeq and is a predicted model, not a curated record. Gene Ontology annotation, molecular function: O-methyltransferase activity.